ACCGCCCAAGUCGCGACCUGCGAGCGCCCACCCACCGCGCACCGCACAAUGGCCUCGCUCGCGCGCCCCCCGCCGCCCCAAGGCCUGCCCGCAAAGGUGCACCAGACUGCGCCCAACAGAACCCUCUACGUCCGCAACCUGCCCGACAAGCUCCCCAAGGAGGACCUCAAGCGCAACCUGUACAUGCUGUUCGCCACGUACGGCGUCAUCCUCGACGUCGUCGCUCUCAAGACGCCCAAGAUGCGCGGCCAGGCGCACGUCGUCUUCCGCGACAUCGACUCGUCGACGCAGGCCAUGCGCGCGCUCGAGGGCGCCGCCUUCUUCGGCAAGGACAUGCACAUCGCCUACGCCAAGACCAAGUCCGACACCAUUGCGAAGCUCGACGGCACCUUCAAGAUGCCUGAGCCCGACCUGCCCGAGAAGCAGCUCGAGACGACCGAGCAGACGGGCGUGGCCGCCACGGUCUUUGGCAGCGCGCCUGCCAAAGCAGUCCCGGUCAACGAGCAAGAGCGGGCGAAGGGGACGAAGCGCGGGCGGGAAGAGGAGGAGAAGAGCGAGAGCGAGGACGACGACGAGGAGAUGCAGAUGUCGGAGAGCGACGAGGAGUAACUGGAUGGAUGCAACACGAUACGAUACCCAUACGGAAAGAGGUUCAGCGUUACGGAAUGAAUCGAGGAUGCAUGUUCCAUCGCCGUCUGUGGCCUCUGGCGCCAAAGUGGGUAUGUGGCUGACUCUUACCAGGGUUUCGGGUGCGGCUGCAGGUCUUCGAGAAGAUGUCCUGAGGCUCGCGGGCCUUCGCGAUUGGCUCUUUCGCACCGCACCUUCUGCUACAUAAAAUGGACCUGGGAGCCAGAUCUUCGCUGCC
This is a messenger RNA of Paraphaeosphaeria sporulosa, 865 nucleotides long. Its product is annotated as RNA-binding domain-containing protein. Gene Ontology annotation, molecular function: RNA binding. The transcript has 3 exons. The record is from RefSeq and is a predicted model, not a curated record. Bases 49 to 609 code for a protein of 186 amino acids. Lineage: Eukaryota; Fungi; Ascomycota; Dothideomycetes; Pleosporales; Didymosphaeriaceae.